AUUUCUCACUAGAGUCUUUGGACAAUUCAUGAAUUCGCCGUUCCCAAGCCACAGAAGGACGCUACGGCAACUAUGAUCAAGAAGAUUUAAUAAUUUUCAGCGCCAAGACGAAGAGAAUGAAUUCCGAGCUCUUAUACACUAUAUUUUUUCUUGUCGCAUAUUUUUCUCCCGUCGUCGAGGCUGCGUGCACAGCCGAGAUUCUUAUAUCUGUGUUCUCAGUGCUUGCUGGGUUUUUGCUGAUUGCAAUAGUAGCAUUCUCGAUUUGGUUCUGCUGUUGYAGAGAAAAAAAUAAACAAAGACGGCCCCAUUAUGAUGUUGAACUUCAAGAAGAUGGAAAAAACGUCCACGUUGGACCUGACGGGGUKAUUAAAUGCCCUUACUGUGAAAAACACUUUGCCAUAGAAACUGCAGGCAACAAUGGAGUUAACCUAUCUGGACCUGCUUUUGCAGCCGACGGUCGAGAAAUGGCCAUUGACGUGCCAAAUAACAACAAACGGGGAACACCCGAUGGUAGAUGGUCAGCGGAAGGUAGCGUGCAUGGACCUAACGUAAGGCAACCCACAGGUCCUGGGGCGAGUCUCUCUGCUAACGCCAAAAAUUCAAAAGAUGUGCCAUAUAUUGUUGGGCCAACGGUUGACACGACACUUCGUCGCGAUCCUGAUGGCGCGCUGGGACUCGUAAUUGCGCAUGAAAAGAAUUUUCCUUCGCCAGCGAUGUUUGUAAGGGAGGURACCCCAGGAAGUCCCGCGGGAAGAGGGGGUAUCCUCGAAAAAGGUGAUGAGAUUGUCGGCAUCAAUGGACAAGGACUCAAGGGGAUGUCCCACAAAGAUUCAAUGGAACUACUGACAACCCAAGGGGAAGCUCUUAACUUAACAAUCGUCAAAGACUCUUACAAUAAAAAAGCUGACAUGUGCGGAUUCAGCAAUUCUCUAUAUGUACCAAAGGGCAAAAUAUCAGCUGAAGGUCCAAAAGGGAAAAUACCUGGUGGAUCUCUUGAACCAAAGGCUAAAUCUGGCCUUAGCUGCUGCGGUUCUCCCAAAACAAAGGGAGAAUCCGACUAUGGCUACGAGUUAGAAUCGCGUGGAGCUGACAUAGAUGUUUCAGGAAAGCCAAAGUCACAUGUCAUUGACAUGGGAGGGGGCGGUGGUUUUUCCAAUGAAGGCUACGAUGGUCCAGAUGUUAAGAUUCAAAAAGAUAUCGACGUCAGAGCUACAGCACCUGGGGUUAAGAGUCGAGAGUUUGAAAUUCCCAACACAUCAGGAGACGCAUCCAUCCAUGGUCCAAAGGGAUCUUUUGAAGGUCCUAGAAUAUCUGGAAAGCCUUCAUCGCACGUGAUUGACAUGGGUGGCAAUGCAGGAUUUUCAGGCGGAAUUGAGUCACCGGAUGUUUCUGGUCAAAACGUGGACAUUCCAUAUCUAGUUGGUCCUGUCGUUGACACAACUAUCAACAAAGGCGAUAAUGGUGCAUUAGACGUUCAUAUUGCUAAAGAGCCAAUGUUUCCCAGUCCUGCGAUGUUUGUCAGAACUGUCCAUAAUCCCUCAAAGAAGAUCGGAGUAAAGCAAGGGGAUGAAAUAGUUACUAUAAAUGGGAACUCAAUAAAAGGUAGAAGUUUUGAAGAUUCAAUGAACAUGAUUAGAAGAGUACCUGGAAACAAAGUCAACGUGGGUGUGGUCAGAAACUCUCACAGUAUCAAAGCAAAUAUGAAAUAUAAACGCGACGGAGUACGUCCACCAAACCUCAGUGCACCAAAACCAAAAGUAAAAGGAGGAUCUAGCUGUUGCGGUUCGUCAAAAACAAAAGAUGAAAUGGACUAUGCUUAUGGAGUCGACGGACCGGAAGGGCAAGUGUCGGCUGGAGGAAACACAAAUACAAGGGGCCCAAAAACAAAUAUUAAGAAAAAAUCAAAAGUCCAAGGAGGAACUAGCUGUUGCGGUUCGUCAAAAACAAAAGGUGAAAUGGACUAUUCUUAUGGAGCCGACGUACCCGAAGGACAAGUGUCGGUUGGAGGAAACACAAAUAUAAGGGCCCCAAAAGGACAUAUAAAAGAUUCCGAUGCAAAUGUCAGAGGACCUGAAUACUCUGGAUCGAUCGAUGGAAAACCCAAAAAGAAACAGGGAGGUCUAGCAUGUUGUACCUCAUCAAACACCACAGAUGACAAAAACUUUGAUUACAGCGUUCCUUCACUCAGUGGGCCUUCGGUAGGAGGAGAUAUCAGCGAAUCAGAUAUUAACAUUCAAGGCSCAAGCAUCAAAGCACCAGAUGGACGAUUUUCCUCAGGAAUGGAUAACCCAUCAUUUGACACAAAUGUCGAUGGUCCAGAUGUAGAUCUCAGGGCACCAAAAGGUCCACAGGUUGAUAUACCACUCAGGAGCGGAGAUUUUGAUCGUCCAGAAGGACCACGAAUACAAGGGCCUAAUUUAAAGUACAAAAAGCCUGACGUUAGCCUACCUGAUUGGAAACUGAAGAAAAAAGGCAGUGCAGAUUUCGAUGGACCUGACGUGGAUAUAAACGGACCAGACAUUGAAGGCCCUGAUAUUGAUGCCGAUGUGCAAGGUCGUAAUAUCGGUGCAGAUGUUGACAUAGAAUCACCUGGUGGAAAAGUCAAAGGACCUGCUGGAUUCAAAGGACCCAGUUGGAAGUUCAAAAAGCCUGACAUUAACUUACCUGAUUGGAAACUCAAGAAAAAGGCUGGAGCAGAUUUUGAUGGGCCUGACAUCGAUGUAGAGGGACCAAAUGUUGAUGGUCCUGACAUUGAUGCUAAUGUGCAGGGUCCUGAUAUCGAUGGAGAUGUGGACAUAGAAUCCCCUGAUGGAAAAGUCAAAGGACCGGGCUUCAAAGGACCCAGCUGGAAAUUCAAGAAACCUGACAUUAAUUUACCUGAUUGGAAAUGGAAGAAAAAGGGUGAUGCCGAUUUCGAUGGACCUGAUAUCGACGUAGAGGGACCAAACGUUGAUGGCCCUGACAUUGAUGCUAAUGUCCCGAUUUCGAAGGUGACAUUGACGUGAAUGGACCUGAAGGUAAAGUCAAAGGACCUGGCUUCAAAGGACCAAACUGGAAGUUCAAAAAGCCUGACAUUAACUUACCUGAUUGGAAACUCAAGAAAACGGCUGGAGCAGACUUUGAUGGGCCUGAUUUUGAUGGACAUUCUGUUGAUGUAGAUGUAGAUACUCCAGACAUGAGCGUGAAAGGCCCUUACAUUGAUUCAACUGACAUGAGUGGUCCUGAUUUUGAAGGUGAUAUUGAUGUUGAUGGACCUGAAUGGAAAGUAAAGGGAUCUGGCUUCAAAGGUCCAAACUGGAAUUUUAAGAGACCUGACAUAGGUGUACCAAACAUUAAUGGAAACGUGAGUGGGCCUGAUACAAAGAUCAGUGGCAAAGGUGAUAUUAGUGGACCUGAUCUGGACCUUAGUGGUCCAGAUUUGAAUUUAAAAGGAGCCAAAGGAGAUCUGAGUGGACCGAAUUUGGAUCUUCGAGGGCCAGACCUUGACAUCAGUGGUCCUCGUUUGYCUUCAGUGAAGGCUAACGUCGACUUUCCAGAUAAAGAUAUUAAAGGACCGGAGUUCGAGAUCCCAAGGCUACAAGGUGAUAUUAAGGGUCCAGAUGCAGGUCUCGAUGGUCCAAACAUCAAAGGUGAUGCCAAAUCAAAAAGACCAGGAUCUAAAAGUCCGAGUUGGAAAUUCAAAAAGCCUGAUUGGCUUUCAAAGAAGAAGAGCUACGAUCUACCAAAUCUCGACGRAACUGAUUUUGAAGUGGGCUAUAACGGUCCUAACAUAGAAAGCCCAAGUGCCAAAGGACCUGAUUUUGAGGAAACAUCUGUAGAUCUAGAUUUACCAGAUAUAAGAGGUCCCAAUGUAGAGGGCAGCAUCGCGGGAACACCGAACUUAAAAGGAACGUCUUUUGGAGGCGGUCUUCGUGGACCUGACUUAGAUAUUGGUACUCCUGGAUUUAGUACGCCGAAGAGUAAUGUAGAUGUUGAUGUGCCAAAUUUUGAUUCAAGUGGACCAUCUGCUGAAGGUAGUUUCGGCAUUGGUGGAGCAUCAAUUGGUUUACCAGACAUUGGAUUUGGUGGUCCUGAUGGGGAUGCAAUAAUAGAGAUGGAUGCUGGAGAACUUGAAGCUUCUGCGGGUGGCGAUCUUGAUGGUGAUAAAUUAAUGCUUUCUGAGGACGAGGACGGAAACUUGAUAUUCUCUAAACCUAAAGUUUCAUCACCAACAGCUAAGAUUGUCGAUGUGAAAGAAAGGCCAGUGCGCUGGAGCGCUUCCCUUGAAAGAACGGAUGAUCAAGGCACAACACGGAAGAGCUCAUCAUCAAGCAGUUCGUCCUCCUCCGAUGAGAGAACGAAAGAAAACGAAGCUAAGACUCGUACAAAACGAAAGACGAAGAAAUCCUCUUCUUCAUCAAGCUCUGAUAAUGGAAAAAAGGAUCACAAAGGAAAAAAGGAUGACAGCUCUUCUGAAGAUGAAGACAAGUCAAAAGGAUUUUCAUUUGGUAUUAAGGUACCAGGAUGGAAAAAGGACAAGGAUGCUCGAUCCAAGGAUAAAAAGAAAAAGUCUGGAAAGUCAUCAUCUUCAUCUGACAGCGACAGUUCGCAUCAUAAAAAGGAAUUGAAGGUUAAAGCACCAGCUKUGGAAGGUAUAAUAAUUCCAGAAAGAAAGAGAAAAAGCAGCUCAUCCUCUUCUUCGUCUGAUGAACCAAAAUCAUACAAUCUAAACGCCAAGCAAGAAAUUAAAUUAUCACACAAAAGCAGCASUUCUUCUAGUGAGAGUGAAUCAGAACGUAAACCUAAGAUGACCAUUCAAUUACCAAAUAAACCAGAUAUUAGUGCUGAAGUUAGUGAGGAAAUACAAGCAGAAGAGAAACCAACAUUUGAGUCUGAGCCCGACUUCUCGUCCUUCACCGAACCGGACGCCGAAAAUAUAGUAAGCGCUUCACCGGUUGUGGACUUACAAUCUCAACCAGUGUUUACUGAUUCAAUUGCCGGUACUGUAAGCGCUGACAUCUCCCCUCAGAGAAGGGAAUCACCUAAAACAACUUCGCCAAUUAAUCGCGAACCAACUUCACCUCAUUCAGAUUCAAAACUAUGGGAUAUCGUACAAGGAUAUAUCGAUACAGAUACAGUAAUUGGAGAUGAUGGCUCCGUUAAACCAAGAAGGCCAAUGGACAAAGAUGAAAGAUCGAAACGCUCUCGCUCCCUACCGUCAAGACCUCCCACAAAAACAUUCUCUGUYGAGAUUGACGAUAUUAACGACCCUUGGGCUAGACAUUACCUAGGCGAACGAAGAGUUACAGGACCAUCUAGUGUUAGUCGUCCUAAGCCAGUCGAAGCAAAGAAAGAUACAACCUCUGUUAGUCCAUCGAUGGUAUUCGCCAAAAUUCCACACGUCCGAAGUCCUCUAGAUGCAGGUUCAGACGUUUCAGUACGAGGAGGCGGGGCAAGUGUAUCUCCACGAGACAUAAAAGACGCCGAAGAAAAAAGACGGUCGCUAAAAGCGCUGGAGGGUGCUCCAACGAAACGUUUACACGAUGACAUGUUUCGUCUGCAAGAUAAACCAGCUGAGAAGUCAAGGGAUAGCAGAAAGUACUUGUGGGAUAUGGAUUCGUCGCGGACGUCUGCCAGUGCUAAACCUAGAUCGAGGUCAUCUCCACCAACUACGAGCCGAGGUUUAACUCCAGUUAAUGUUUCGAUUUCACUUGAUGGUAAACAAGCCUCGAUUGAAAGAGAAGGUGGCCCGAAAGGAGAAAGAAGUAACCGUGCUCAGCAGGUGUCGAAAGAUCAACGCGAAGCAGAUCGAAAAAGAAGAGAAGAAUUCUUCAAGGGCAACAGAGAGUCACCGGAAAAGUUAUCACUUAGGGAGAGAAGAGCACUGUUUGAAAAAGAUAGCGUAUGAAAGGUGACCCUGCAUAUAUGAAUUCCAUAGUCAAUAACGACAAUAUUCAAAGAUGUACAGACCUACCACGUAAGAACAUUGGCGUGGAAGAGAAGCACAUUUAGCGCUUACAGCAAAUAACAACAAUCAAUGGACUUAAACGCUCUGUUCGUCAACAUGAUAAAGAAUUAUCAUUGUCAAAGAGAAAAGCAUUACCUAAAAAAUCGAACACUUAAUCAAGUAGUAUAAGAAAAUAAUUCCAGUAAUCAAUUUAGAUAUAAUACAUGUAUUAAUAAGUGAAACUUCCAUAGAGAUGGGUGUUUUUUGUUCAAAUUUUGUUUAACCUUGGUCUGCAAUCUUUUCAUUAUGUGGAACUGCUGUUUUUUACGAUGUUUUUUUUUGUCCAUGAAAUUCGACGAAAUAACCAAGGAUGAGAAAACGUUUGUACACCAUUGCAGUGUGAGAAAGAAUGGGGUUAGAGAGUUCCAUUUAUUUUGUAGAAGAUUGUGGAUUUAUCAAUAAUGCUUUUUGGUAAUGCUUUUUUUGCGCGUAAACCCUCCAAACGGAAAAACAGUAUUGUCCAAAAGGUUUAUUAAAUAACAAUGAUUACAUGUAUAUUACAUAUUUUAUCGGCAACCUCCCGAGUUAUUCAUAACAUCAUCCUAAGGAACUAAGAUAGCAUUUAAACUGUAGUCUGUAUACAUAACAAACACUCGUAAAACAGAAAAUUGUUGCUUUCUUUUCAUGGUUAAUUAAUUAGUUGCCUUCUCACCGUUUCUUAAUAUUUACAUUUUCAAAUCAGUUGUUCAGUUUCAAAGGAAAGUUUUUUCUUCUGAAAGCUUUUGUCACUCCUUUAAAAUGCGCAAGCGAAAUGAGGAAAUUGAUGAAACUGCUUAUGUACUUUUAGGUACUUCAGCUCGUGAGCGUAAAAAAAUUAAUUUUGAAACUACUUUUAAAAAAAUGAAUAAAUAAAAAAAAAAAAAAUAAAAAAAAUAAAAAUCAAAGAGCAUGGGCCGAUGUAAGGCAAAUUUAAAAAAUAAAAGAAAACAAUAAUUUAUAGGGUUUUGUAAGAGAUCGCGAGUACUUUAACCUUAUCAUACAUCAUACUGUGACUUGUGUGCAACGGUAUGUAGAAGGAUCACUUUUUAUCACACUUGUGCGCAUUAACUCACUAUUGCUGAUCUACAAAGUGCGUCGAAAAGAGGACAGUUGAAAAUAGCUCUCCCUAUUUAUAUUCAAUUCAGUCUUUACUGCAUAAUCAUAUAAUGUUAUUUUCUAAUUUUAUAGUUUACUUAGAUUUGACAACGGAACUACUGUCGUUGUUGCUUGCAUUUGAGAGAUUGAUCACUAUUCAGAAAAGCUUACUUUCAAAUUAUCCAAAGAGCAUGCAUUUAAUACACGUAUAUGUAACAUCUUUGGAGAAAUGUAUUUUAUUGCACUAAUAGUAAUAAUUUCAUUAUUGUUACGCUACAAAUACAUAUAUAUUAUGUACAAAUAAAGUUUCAGUACAACUUAA
This is a messenger RNA of Exaiptasia diaphana, 7382 nucleotides long. RefSeq names its product neuroblast differentiation-associated protein AHNAK. The record is from RefSeq and is a predicted model, not a curated record. Gene Ontology annotation, biological process: regulation of RNA splicing. Gene Ontology annotation, molecular function: protein binding. Gene Ontology annotation, cellular component: cytoplasm; nucleus. NCBI's taxonomy places the organism in Eukaryota, Metazoa, Cnidaria, Anthozoa, Actiniaria, Aiptasiidae.